UGCAUUGAAAAUAUUUUGUUUUUAAAAUUUCAUUCAGAACUUUUUGUGAAAAAUAUAUCUAUAAAAUUUAUAACAUUUAAAUAACACAAACAUUUACCAUGGAACUAAUCUCAAAAAUUUUAUUUUUUUUCCCGAUUGUAUUAUGCUAUUUUCAUUUGCAAGGUGUUGCGGCGUUAAAAUGUUAUACAUGCAAUUAUAAUUAUGGAAUAGACAGCGAGGAGUGUUUGAAUGAUCCUGCAUCUGUCGUUGGGCGGCCAGUUACAAACUGUAAUAAAAAAUUUUGUACUAUCAUAAGACAGGAAGCUAAGAAUCCUAAAGGACAUAUAAAAUCACUGUCACGCCAAUGUGCUGACAAACCUUUGUUUCUGAAUGAGGCAUUUGACGAUGGCGAAUUUAAAACAUACUAUCGCUCAUGCACAACUGAUUUAUGUAAUAAUGGUAAUGGCAUUAGUUCUGUUGGUUUAAUACGAGAUCCAAAUCAAGGACAUGGUGAAAAUAUGGUGAUCAAAGGAAUAAACGCGUCAACAAAACUGUUUACUCCAUUUUUAAUAAAAGGAAUGUUCAUUGCAGCACGCCUUUUAGUUAAAGUAUUUUAACCGUCAUAACAAAUGUACAUAACUUACUUUUUUUGUAAUGUACAGUUAUUAUAAUUCACUAAAAGAAGCGGCUGUCCUAUAAAUAUAUUUAUAAUUAUAUAUACAUAUGUAUUUAUUUACAAAUAUGAAAAAUUAUUACAUUAAAUUAUUACAA
Condylostylus longicornis is the source of this 750-nucleotide messenger RNA. RefSeq lists its product as uncharacterized. The record is from RefSeq and is a predicted model, not a curated record. The coding region runs from base 99 to 596 and encodes 165 amino acids. The transcript has 4 exons. Lineage: Eukaryota; Metazoa; Arthropoda; Insecta; Diptera; Dolichopodidae.